UCACUCACGGAGGGAGAGAUUGGAGCCAGGAAAAAAGGAAGGAAGGAAGGAAGGAAAAGAAGGGAAAAAGGAAGGGAAAAAGGAAGGAAAGGAAAGAAAGAGCCCGGAUGGCCGCGCCAGGCAGCUGAAAGGACCGGCGCGGAGCCCCUCGACGGCGUGAGGGAGCGGCCUAGGCCUCGUCCUCUUUUUUUUCUCUCCUCAUCUUCGCCCUCGACGCGCCCCGUCAGGCCUCUCCUGAGGAGAAGAAAAAGAGGAGGAAAAGGCCCGCGAGGAAGGCCGCGAAGGGGCCUCGGGCAGCGGCGCCAGGGAAGAAGGAAUCCGGUUUUUGAGCAUCUGGAGGGUGUUGCAGAAGAACACCUCUAGCCUGAGAGAAUGAGUGAACUUGACCAGCUACGCCAGGAGGCGGAGCAGCUGAAAAACCAAAUCAGAGAUGCUAGGAAAGCAUGUGCCGAUGCUACCUUGGCCCAGAUCACCGCCAACAUCGAUCCCGUUGGUCGUAUUCAGAUGCGCACUAGAAGAACACUGAGAGGACACUUGGCUAAAAUUUACGCAAUGCACUGGGGGACUGAUUCCAGGCUUCUUGUCAGUGCAUCACAGGAUGGCAAGUUGAUCAUUUGGGACAGCUACACCACAAAUAAGGUCCAUGCCAUCCCCUUGCGCUCUUCCUGGGUCAUGACAUGCGCUUAUGCCCCGUCUGGAAACUACGUGGCGUGUGGCGGCCUGGACAACAUAUGCUCCAUUUACAACCUGAAAACACGCGAAGGCAAUGUGCGCGUCAGCCGCGAACUGGCUGGCCAUACAGGCUACUUGUCAUGUUGCCGAUUUGUGGACGAUAAUCAAAUCGUCACCAGCUCUGGAGAUACUACUUGUGCCCUUUGGGACAUCGAAACGGGCCAGCAAACGACCACCUUCACUGGCCACACCGGCGACGUCAUGAGCCUGUCCCUGGCUCCGGAUUCCAAGUGUUUUGUCUCCGGCGCCUGCGACGCUUCCGCCAAGCUGUGGGACGUCCGAGAAGGAAUGUGCCGGCAAACCUUCACCGGCCACGAGUCGGACAUCAACGCCAUUUGCUUCUUCCCAAAUGGCAAUGCGUUUGCCACCGGCUCCGACGACGCCACGUGCCGGCUCUUCGACCUGCGUGCCGACCAGGAGCUGAUGGUCUAUUCCCACGACAACAUCAUCUGCGGCAUCACCUCGGUCGCGUUCUCCAAGAGCGGGCGCCUUCUCCUCGCCGGAUAUGACGACUUCAACUGCAACGUCUGGGACACGCUCAAAGCAGACAGAGCAGGUGUCUUAGCCGGCCACGAUAAUCGAGUCAGUUGCUUAGGCGUCACUGACGACGGGAUGGCGGUGGCAACAGGAUCGUGGGAUAGCUUCCUCAAGAUCUGGAAUUAAAGUCUUGGGGACUCUGCUCCGCCGCCUAGAAGACGUUUUCCAAGGGUUGCAAGUUUCCAAUUCUGUCUCGACUACAACUGUACUAACUCGGACACCCCCGGCCCCGCCUCGCCCCGUCCCUCCCCGGCCACCGAAGAGCACAAUUUAUCUCUUUAAACGGAAGGAAAAACAAAAGUUGUGUGGUUGUAUAAAAAAAAAUAGCAAAGUUACAAAAAUAAUAAUUAUAAUAAUCAUAAUAAUAAUUGUGCAUUCCUUUUGGGACCACUUUUCGUCUAGGAAACUAAAAGAGAGAAACGACACUUGUGUAAAAAAAAGCAUGUCCAAACAAAACCGGAAAUUGUGAAGCAGACAACUUUUAACUUUCACUGUAGUUUUAAAAACAAAUAAUAAUAUUACGGCAGAACCAUUGGUUUUACUGCAUUUUUGCGUUUUCGGGGGUGGGCGGGGUUUAAAAUCUCACUUUCCAACUUCGAAGUCGUGUUUGUAGCAGGAUCGAUAUUUUCCUUUCUUGUUCAUAUUUUGUUUUUAAUUCAAUACGAUUCGCUUUCCAAGUUUGGUUGUCGAGCCAAGACACGGGAGUCUGUCUGUCCGGAGCCCAAGUUUGGGGUUGUUAAUGCUGUAAAUUUAGUCCCGGAAUAAUUUUCUUUUUUUUUUAUUUUCCAAAUUUUGUCGGUGUCACAAAUGUGUUGCACACACACACACACACACACACACAUGAAAAUGUUGCAUAUAUAGAAUAAUGUUAAGAAGUAAGAUAAACGAGCACAUGCUGUACAUGAUAUCAUGGAUGUUGUUGUUUUUUUUAAUUAAAAAAUCACCUUUUAAGGGGAAUCAAAAUAAUAUUUUUUUCCCACCCCAUUCUGCCAUCUCUUUGCAUUAUUUAGAUUCCUAUCAGACACUAUAAUGUGUUGUCGAAUGGCCAGAAUCUCUGGGUUAGUGUGAGUUUUCCGGGCUGUAUGAUCAUGUCCUGGAAGCACUCUCUCCUGACGUUUCGCCCACAUCUAUGGCAGGCAUCCUCAGAGGUUAUGAGGUCUGUUGUAAACUAGGCAAGUGGGAGAAAGAACUCUUGUUUGGGUUGCUGUGAGUUUUCCGGGCUGUAUGAUCAUGUCCCGGAAGCACUCCCUCCUGACGUUUCGCCCACAUCUACGGCAGGCAUCCUCAGAGGAUGUGAGUUCCGUUGGAAACGAGGCAUUUGGGGUUUAUAUGUCUCCAGGGUGGCAGAAAGAACUCUUCUUUGGGUUGCUGUGAGUUUUUCAGGCUGUAUGGUCAUAUUCUGGAAGCAUUCUCUCCUGACGUUUCGCCCACAUUUAUGGCAGGCAUCCCCAGAGGUUGUGAGGUCUGUUGGAAACGAGGCAAGUGGGGUUUAUAUAUCUCCAGGGUAGGAGAAAAAACUCUUGUUUGGGUUGCUGUGAGUUUUCCGAGCUGUAUGGCCAUAUUCCGGAAGCAUGCUCUCCUGACGUUUUGCCCACAUCUAUGGCAGGCAUCCCCAGAGGUUGUGAGGUCUGUUGGAAACGAGGCAAGUGGGGUUUAUAUAUCUCCAGGGUGGCAGAAAGAACUCUUGUUUGGAUUGCUGUGAGUUUUCCGGGCUGUAUGGUCAUGUUCCGGAAGCAUUCUCUCCUGAUGUUUCGCCACAUUUAUGGCAGACAUCCCCAGAGGUUGUGAGGUCUGUUGGAAACGAGGCAAGUGGGGUUUAUAUAUCUUCAGGGUAGCAGAAAGAACUCUUGUUUGGAUUGCUGUGAGUUUUCCGGGCUGUAUAGUCAUGUUCCGGAAGCAUUCUCUCCUGACGUUUCGCCAUAUUUAUGGCAGACAUCCCCAGAGGUUGUGAGGUCUGUGGUAAACUUGGCAAGUGGGGUUUAUAUAUCUGUGGAAUGAUGUCCAGGAUGGGAACAACAACAACAAUAAUAAUAGUAAUAAUAAUAAUAAUAAUUUUAUUUUUUUGACAAUUUUUAUUAAAAAUAUUGUGUUUUAAAAUUAUGGAUUAUAUGUUAAAAACAGUAUUUUCAAUCAAAAUUGUUGAUAAAAAAUAAAAUUAUUAUCAUUAUUAUUAUUAUUCCCCAGUCAGGAAGCAGCCAGGCUUUGAAGCUGCAAGGCUAUUCAAUGGCCCAGGGUGGGAGAAAGAAUAUCGAACUCUUUGUCUGUUGGAGGCAACGGUGAACGUUGCAGUUGGCCACCUCGAUUAGCCUUGAAUGGCCUUGCAGCUUCAAAGCCUGGCUGCUUCAUCCCUGGGGGAAUAAUAAUAAUAAGCCUUGAAUGGCCUUGCAGCUUCAAAGCCCGGUUGCUUCCUCCCUGGGGGAAUUAUUAUUAUUAUUAUUAUUAUUAUUAUUAUUAUUAUUAUUAUUAUUAUUAUUAUCCUUGAAUGGCCUUUCAGCUUCAGAGCCUGGCUGCUUCCUCCCUGUGGAAAUAAUAAUAAUAAUAAUAAUUAUUAUUAUUAUUAGCCUUGAAUGGCCUUGCAGCUUCAAAGCCUGGUUGCUUCCUCCCUGGGGGAAUAAUAAUAAUAAUAAUUAUUAUUAUUAUUAGCCUUGCAGCUUCAGAACCUGGCUGCUUCCUCCCUAGGAGAAUAAUAAUAAUAAUUAUAAUUAUUAUUAUUAGCCUUGAAUGGCCUUUCAGCUUCAGAGCCUGGCUGCUUCCUCCCUGGGGGGAUAAUAAUAGUAAUUUUAUUUUAUUUUUUUAUCAAUAAUUUUUUAUUGAAAAGGAAAAAAAGUUUCGAUUACAUAAAAAUUUGGGAGAAUGUUUUAAAUAAAGAAAAGUAGGGAAAAAAAGAAAUAAGUAAAGUUGGGGUAAUAAUAUCCCAACAAUAACUAAUAAUUUUAUUGGGAAAAAUAAGAAAUAAGAAAAGUUGAAGAACUAAUUGGGAUAAUAAUAUCCCAACAAUAAAAACUAAUCAGAAUUUUAUUUUUGUACUCCCCGAAAGGACUCGGGGCGGCUUACCUAUAUAUCAUUCCACAGAUCUAUAAAACCCCACUUGCCUCGUUUCCAACAGACCUCGCCACCUCUGAGGAUGUGGGCGAAACGUCAGGAGAGAAUGCCACACAGCCCGGAAAAACUCACCGCCACCCAGCGAUUCCGGCCACGAAAGCCUUCGACAACACAAGAUUUAAAAUUCGAAAGAGAGAGAGAAAAAAAAACCCUGUCCAGCGCUUGGCUAAUUUCCAUCGAUUCUUUGUGUAUGAAACCGUGUACAAAAUUAUUCUUUUCGUUUUUUUUUUAAAAUAACGAUCUUUGAAAACAAAACUUUUUUUCUUAAGUUUGAAUGAGAACAAGGGGAAGAAGGGAGGGAGGGUGGGAAACAUACACACAUCUGUUUCGGUUGGAUUACUCUUUUUAGAAUCGCAUGCUGUAGAAAUGCUCAAAAAGUGCAUCUGAGACUAAUGUGUUUAACCUGUUUCUUUUUUUUUUUCUUUUUAAACAACAACGACAACAAUAACAAAAGAAAUAUAUAUAUAUAUGAAAAGAAAGCCUGCUUAUCUCCUGUCGCUCCUCUGCAUAGAACCUACGGAAGUUAUUAUUAUUAUUAUUAUUAUUGUGUUGUCGAAGGCUGUCAUGCCCAGAAUCAGUAGGUUGUUGUGAGUUUUCCGGGCUGUCUGACCAUGUUUGAGAAGCAUUCUCUCCUGACGUUUUGCCCACAUCUAUGGCAGGCACCCUCAUGUCCCAGAAGCAUUCUCUCCUGAUGUUUCACCCACAUCCAUGGCAGGCACCCUCAUGUCCCAGAAGCAUUCUCUCCUGAUGUUUCACCCACAUCCAUGGCAGGCACCCUCAUGUCCCAGAAGCAUUCUCUCCUGAUAUUUCGCCCACAUCUAUGGCAGGCACCCUCAUGUCCCAGAAGCAUUCUCUCCUGAUGUUUCGCCCACAUCCAUGGCAGGCACCCUCAUGUCCCAGAAGCAUUCUCUCCUGAUAUUUCGCCCACAUCUAUGGCAGGCACCCUCAUGUCCCAGAAGCAUUCUCUCCUGAUAUUUCGCCCACAUCCAUGGCAGGCACCCUCAUGUCCCAGAAGCAUUCUCUCCUGAUGUUUCACCCACAUCCAUGGCAGGCACCCUCAUGUCCCAGAAGCAUUCUCUCCUGAUGUUUCGCCCACAACUAUGACAGUCACACUUAUGUCCCAGAAGCAUUCUCUCCUGACGUUUCACCCACAUCCAUGGCAGGCACCCUCAUGUCCCAGAAUCAUUCUCUCCUGUCAAAGAGACAAGAAUUCUUUCUCCCACCCUGGACAUUAUUCCAUAGAUAUACAAACCCCACUUGCCUCGUUCUCAACACACCUCACAACGCCUGCCACAGAUGUGGGUGAAACGUCAGGAGAGAGUGCUGCUUCUGGAACAAGGCCACCCUGGACCUCCCACAGACAUAUAAACCCCACUUUGCCUAGUUUCCAACAGACCUCACAACCUCUGAGCAUGCCUGCCGUAGAGGUGGGAGAAACGUCAGGAGAGAAUUCUUCCGGAACAUGGAAAACUCACAGCGACCCAGUGAUAUCCCGGCCCUGAAAGCCUUCGACAACACAAUAAUAAUAAUAAUAAUAAAUACACAACUUGGAAUAGUCUAAUAAAUACUCAUUUUUUGCAACAAUUUCUGUAGGUUUCUCCUGGGGAAGGGAGAGAGGAGUUGGGCUUUAUUUAAAUCAAAUUAAUCUGAAUUUGGUUUUGCCGAAUUAAUGGAAGAUGCCGGGCCGAGCGCACCGCCACCUUUGCCACACAUUUCGAGGCCUCGGUUUCGCCUUUUUCCCCCCCGCAGCGCUUUCUCCUCCACGCCCUUGUAUCCCUUCACCUCCCCUUCCUCUUUUUUUUGUAUUUAAUUUUAAAAAGUCAGUGUACUUCAAGAAAGCUGGAUGCAAGAUAGAUUAUAUUAAAAUGUACUGUUAUUUAAGAUGUAAUAAAGCAGUUUGACAUGA
Messenger RNA from Anolis carolinensis (green anole), 6277 nucleotides. It is a transcript of the gene gnb1, whose product is annotated as G protein subunit beta 1. Lineage: Eukaryota; Metazoa; Chordata; Lepidosauria; Squamata; Anolidae. Bases 373 to 1395 code for a protein of 340 amino acids. Gene Ontology annotation, molecular function: signaling receptor complex adaptor activity; protein binding. Gene Ontology annotation, biological process: G protein-coupled receptor signaling pathway. Gene Ontology annotation, cellular component: heterotrimeric G-protein complex; cytoplasm. The transcript has 11 exons. The record is from RefSeq and is a predicted model, not a curated record.